Messenger RNA from Sungouiella intermedia, 1689 nucleotides. NCBI's taxonomy places the organism in Eukaryota, Fungi, Ascomycota, Pichiomycetes, Serinales, Metschnikowiaceae. The record is from the annotation of a GenBank genome assembly.
AUGCUUGUUUCCGCUCGAUUUAGUGGUUGUGUUUAUAGGGCACUGUCGGUCUACCGAUGUGCUAUCAAUCAAUAUAGAUGUUCGUCAACAACGAAAAAAUACCCUGAGCUUUCUCCCUCCGACUACACCGAAACCGGCGAGCCUGACUACUUGAAAUUAAUCUUGACUUCCAGAGUGUAUGAUGUGGUCGACAACGCCGGCUCUCCAUUGAAUCAUGCCGUUAAUCUAUCUCACAAAUGCAACACCAGAGUCCACUUAAAAAGAGAGGACUUAUUGCCAGUUUUCUCAUUCAAGUUGAGAGGUGCCUACAACAUGAUUGCCAAAUUGAACUCCAAGACGCCCUUGAACGGUGUCAUCGCAUGUUCUGCUGGUAACCACGCUCAAGGUGUUGCGUACUCUGCUGCUAGAUUGAAGAUUCCUUCGACCAUUGUCAUGCCUACAGCUACUCCCUCUAUCAAAUAUACCAAUGUGUCUAGACUUGGAUCACAGGUUGUGUUGUACGGAGAUGACUUUGAUGCAGCCAAACAAGAAUGUGCCAGAUUGGGUGCCUUGAACAACUUGACUGACAUUCCUCCAUUUGAUCAUCCAUACGUCAUCGCUGGUCAGGGUACCGUUGCAUUGGAGUUGACCAGACAGAUCAUCUUGGAUGAAUUGGAUGCCGUCUUCGUCCCCGUAGGAGGAGGAGGCUUGAUUGCCGGUAUUGCAACUUACUUGAAGAAGGUUGCUCCUCAUGUCAAAAUCAUUGGUGUUGAGACGUACGAUGCUGAUGCCUUGUACCGUUCCCUCAAUAACCAUGAGCAGGUCAGACUUGAUCUGGUGGGUGUUUUCGCCGAUGGCACUGCCGUCAAAAUUGUUGGAGACGAAACUUGGAGACUCUGCCACAAGUACGUGGACGAGGUUGUGAGAGUCAACACUGACGAGACCUGUGCAGCCAUCAAGGAUAUCUUUGAAGAUACCAGAUCCAUCGUGGAGCCUUCUGGAGCCCUCGGAGUGGCUGGUAUGAAGAAGUACAUCCAGCAGACUACUGGAAAGAUCGACCACCUGAGCAAGACGUAUAUCCCUGUGUUGUCUGGAGCCAACAUGAACUUCGACAGAUUGAGAUUUGUCAGUGAGCGUGCAGUUCUUGGAGAAGGUAAAGAGGUUUCGCUUGUGGUUACUAUCCCAGAGAGACACGGAGAGUUUGCUAAGCUUCAGCUGAUCAUUCACCCAAGAGCUAUCACCGAGUUCUCCUACAGAUACGGUAACAGCGACAGUGCCAACAUCUACGUGAGUUUCAAUGUCCAGAACAAGAGUGACGUGGAAACCAUCAUUGAGACCAUGACGAACGAGGACCACGGCUACGAGGUUGUGGAUAUUUCCCAGAACGAGUUGGCAAAGACUCACGGUCGUUAUUUGGUGGGUGGUAAGCGUUCUGCUUCUGAGAAGACUAAUGUCGAGAGACUCUUCCAGUUCGAAUUCCCAGAAAGACCUGGCGCUUUGACAAAGUUUUUGCAGGCCAUGAAGAACAAUUGGGAUAUUACGUUAUUCCAUUACAGAAACCAUGGAAACGACAUGGGUAAGGUGUUGUGUGCAUUUGUUCUUCCUGAGGACACCUGCGAAGAAGAGUUCUUCGCUGUGUUGAAUAAGUUGGGCUACAAGUACGUGGACGAGUCCGACAAUGUGGUUUAUAGCAAGUUCUUGAAGCCAUGA